CUGUGUAAAGCACACCGAGUGAGUCAAACCAAUAUCCAAACUGGUAGCACAGCUUGCAUAAAAUAGGCAUUACGUUUCUAUUUCUCUCAAAAGAUCCAAUUUUGCAGAGAUAUCCAAAUCGCUACAGUGUUCUCGAGACUCAAGCUCUCAAAGAAAUGGCUUUGAAUGGAGCAGCUCCACCACGAGGAAGUGCGGCUGCCACUGCCGCCAACUUGCGAAGGAGAAAGACUGGCGGCACUGGAGGGGCGGCUGGUGGAACAGCGGGGAACAUGCUCCAAUUCUACACGGAUGAUGCCCCUGGACUGAAAAUCUCUCCAAAUGUUGUUCUUGUUAUGAGCAUUGGCUUCAUUGCUUUUGUUGCGGUUCUUCAUGUCAUGGGAAAGCUUUACUUUGUCCGUAAAGAGGCUUAAGAAUGUUUUGUACUCGGUAACUAGCUAAUUAAAAUCUUUUGGUUACUUUGUACUUUUAUCGGUUAUAUUGGGAAAGGUUUAAUUUAUCUUGUUUUUUUU
Molecule: messenger RNA, 509 nt
Organism: Helianthus annuus (common sunflower)
Lineage: Eukaryota; Viridiplantae; Streptophyta; Magnoliopsida; Asterales; Asteraceae
Product: protein transport protein Sec61 subunit beta
Exons: 2
Coding region: 156-410 (84 amino acids)
Biological process (GO): intracellular protein transport
Cellular component (GO): endoplasmic reticulum membrane; Sec61 translocon complex
Source: RefSeq, a predicted model, not a curated record